Gadus chalcogrammus (walleye pollock) is the source of this 2388-nucleotide messenger RNA. Its product is annotated as G-protein coupled receptor 22-like. Gene Ontology annotation, biological process: G protein-coupled receptor signaling pathway. The transcript is spliced from 2 exons. The coding region runs from base 203 to 1528 and encodes 441 amino acids. Gene Ontology annotation, molecular function: peptide binding; G protein-coupled receptor activity. Gene Ontology annotation, cellular component: membrane. The record is from RefSeq and is a predicted model, not a curated record. Lineage: Eukaryota; Metazoa; Chordata; Actinopteri; Gadiformes; Gadidae.
AGAGAGAGAGAGAGAGAGAGAGAGAGGGGGAGAGAGAGAGAGAGAGAGAGAGAGACAGAGGGAUAGAAGGCCCUGGGCACAGGGCUGGUCCCCCUCCUCUGGCUGCGUCAGAGGGGUGAUGCUGUUCUCGGUGGAGCUAACAUGGGAUCUCUGGAUUAGUCCCGCUGCACAGGGGCCCAGAUAGAGACGGAACAUAGGGAGAAUGCAUAUUUCCCUCCGUCUGGAAGAAGACGCCACCAUGAGCAACGUCACCGUCACCGACAACACCGAGCCCAUCGGCCGGACGGCCGGCCCCGCCGCCUCCUACCCCUACCCCUUCCCCGUCGGCUUCCAGGUGUCCCUCACCGGCUUCCUCAUGCUGGAGAUCGUGCUGGGCCUGAGCUCCAACCUCACCGUGCUGGCCCUGUACUGCAUGAAGUCCAACCUGAUCAGCUCCGUCAGCAACAUCGUCACCAUGAACCUCCACGUGCUGGACGUGCUGGUGUGCGUGGGCUGCAUCCCCCUCACCAUCGUGGUGCUGCUGCUCUCGCUGGAGGGCGACACGGCGCUGCUGUGCUGCUUCCACGAGGCCUGCGUCUCCUUCGCCAGCGUGGCCACCGCCGCCAACGUGCUGGCCAUCACGCUGGACCGCUACGACAUCUCCGUCAAGCCCGCCAACCGCGUGCUGACCAUGGGCCGCGCCCUGGCCCUGCUGGCCGCCGUGUGGGUGCUGUCCUUCGUCAGCUUCCUGGUGCCCUUCGUGGAGGUGGGCUUCUUCGCCGUCGGCCAGGCCGAGCUCAACCAGACGCUGGUGGAGACCAUGGUGCACACCAGCCAGUGCUACACCGAGCUGGGUCUGUACUACCACCUGCUGGCCCAGAUCCCCAUCUUCUUCUUCACCGUCGUCGUGAUGCUCGUCACCUACUCCAAGAUCCUGCAGGCGCUCAACAUCCGCAUCGGCACCCGCUUCCAGACCUCGCAGAAGAAGAAGGCGCGCAGGAAAAAGUGCCCGUCGACCGCGGCGACCACGGCGCAGCACGACGGCCCCGACGCCGCCGCCGCCCCGCCGAGCACCGGGAGCCGCAUGCCGGCGCUGGGCAUGCGCACGUCCGUGUCGGUGAUCAUCGCGUUGCGGCGCGCCGUCAAGCGCCACCGGGAGCGGCGGGAGCGGCAGAAGCGCGUCUUCCGGAUGUCCCUGUUGAUCGUGUCCACCUUCCUGUUGUGCUGGACACCGAUCACGGCGCUGAACACGGUCAUCCUGAGCGUGGGCCAGAGCGACCUGACGGUCAAGCUGCGGCUGGGCUUCCUGGUCAUGGCGUACGGGACCACCAUCUUCCACCCGCUGCUCUACGCCUUCACCCGGCAGAAGUUCCAGAAGGUGCUGAAGAGCAAGAUGAAGAAGCGGGUGGUGUCCAUCAUUGAGGCCGACCCCCUGCCCAACAACGCCAUCAUCCACAACUCUUGGAUCGACCCCAAGAGGAACAGAAAGGUGACGUUUGACGACAAAGAGGCCCGGCAGAAGUGCCUGUCCUCGGAGGACGUGGAGUGAGGGAAGCUUCAGGGCGAGGCCGUGUGUUGUAUAAAAGGAAGACUUUCAUUUACAUCAGGUAGUGAUGCGAAAAAGGGAAACACUUUUAUCCAAAGCAGUCAUGUACAUAGUAUGUGUAUUAGAAGUGUACAAAUAAACAGACAGAUCAUAAUUUAUUACUAUUUAUUGAAAAACAACAAAAGUAGAUUUCAUAGAUACACAAUAAAUAUACUGUACUGUACUGUAGAUAUUGCAUGGCUUUUUGUAAUGGUAGCAAUACACAGCACAUUGUGUACAUACAAAAAAACGUGUACAGUAUAUGAAUAAUUAGGGAAACGUAUAAAGAACUAGAAGUUGUUAUGUAUAUGUAUAUUUAUAAUAAAUUGUGUCUUCACUUAACCAGCAGUAUAUUUUGGGUUCUCUUCUCAGUGAUGUACUGUAUGUCGUGUGUUUGUUUGUUUAUAAAGCGAGCACCACCUGUGGCUCUUUAACAAACGUGUUUCUGAUUUCCGUUCAUCAAACAUAAUUACAAUUCUUUGGAUGAAGCCAGGAUGUGGUAUUGUUCCGGGGAGUGUAAUGUUAGCAUCCGUUACCUUAACAUAACUGCUUUUGUAGUCCAAGAGACGGAAAACAUAACAUGGUUCUUAUUAGGAAAUAUAGAUAUUUUCAGAAUCACUUUGGGUUUGACUGCCUUUCCUCUGGCUGCAUGAACCGCGAUCCACUGCCAGCUUCAAUUGGUGUGAUGGGCUCUCUCAUGGACGGCUAGCAUUGUGAUAUCUGCGAAACAGAUGAACAUUUCAAUGCAACCAGGCUUUCAGAACACAAUCUUCUCCCGCAAUUGCUAAAAUUACAAUCCCCAACCACAGCCGUGAGGCCUAAUA